AUGUCCGAUUCUGAGGACGACAAGCCGCUCGUGGCCAAGUCAAAAGCAAUCAUCUCCAAAUCCGACGACAAAGCCAUGGACAAACAAAACGGCACCACCAACGGCUCAGUCAUGCCUGGCAUCAGUCUGUCCAAUGGCCCGGUCGGGGAUAAGAUGGACGUCGACAAGCCAACCACCAAUGGCACCACCACGGGCAAGCGGAAAGCCUCACUCGCCAACGGUGCCAGCUACAAGGACGAGAGCGAUUCAGAUGAGGAUGACCAGCCUCUGAAGAAGCGAAAGACCAUCGCUGCCGACGAUUCCGACGACGAGCCACUUCGCAAGAAGACUCAGAAGCCGCCUCAAGCCUCGGCUGCACAGAUCGGCGAAGAGUCAGGCGACGAGCCCAUUGCGAAGAAGCUUCAGAAGGAGAAGGCGAUCAUCGAGAAACGCGCCGAGAAAGAGGCCAAAGCUAUCCGAAAGGGUGAGGCGGCAGAUGCGAAGAAGAAGGCGAAGAAGGUCGAGUCAGAUGACGAAGACGAUAAGCCACUUGUGAAGCGCAAGGCCGCACCAAAGAAGCAGGCGAAUGGUGUGAAGAAAGUGAAGAAAGAGGAGUCUGAUUCAGAUGACCACCCUAUCGUGAAGAAGAAGGCUACCGGAAAGAAGACGGCAGUCAAGGAAGAGGCUCCAGCGAAGAAGGGCAAGGCGAAGGUGAAGGAGGAGUCGCCUGAAGAUGAGGGCGAAGACGGCGAGGAAGAGUACCGCUGGUGGGAAGAUCCAAGCAAGGGUGACGGCACCAUCAAGUGGACCACACUCGAACACAACGGCGUGGUCUUUCCUCCCGAGUAUGAGCCUCUCCCCAAGCACGUCAAGCUGCUCUACGAUGGAACGCCAGUUUCAAUGCACCCCGAAGCCGAGGAAAUCGCCCACGCAUUUGGCGCCAUGCUCAACUCAGCACACAACGUCGAGAAUCCAACAUUCCAGAAGAACUUCUUUGCCGAUUUCAAGGAGAUGCUUGACAAGACCGGUCAUGCUAAGGACAACGACGGCAAUCGUGUCAAGAUCGCAAAGUUCGACAAAUGCGACUUCAAGCCCAUCUUCAACUACGUGGAUGCAGAGCGUCAGGCAAAGAAGGCACUCCCAGCUGCCGAGAAGAAGAAUUUGAAGGCCGAGAAGGACGAGAAAGAAGCUCCGUACAUGUUCUGCAUGUGGGAUGGCCGCAAGCAGAAGGUUGGAAACUUCCGUGUUGAACCUCCAGGUCUUUUCCGCGGUCGUGGCGAGCAUCCGAAGACGGGAAAGUGGAAGAAGAGAGUGAUGCCUGAGCAGGUCACCAUCAACAUCGGCAAGGAGGCCAUGGUCCCGAAGCCGCCGGAGGGCCACAAGUGGAAGGAAGUUAAGCACGACCAGGAGGGUACUUGGCUGGCUAUGUGGCAGGAGAACAUCAACAGCGCCUACAAGUACGUCAUGCUGGCAGCCAAUUCCGACAUCAAGGGCCAGAGCGACUACAAGAAGUUUGAGAAAGCCCGUGAGCUCAAGAAGCACAUCGACCGGAUCCGAAAGGACUACGAGAAGGAGCUCAAGUCCGAAGUCAUGGCCGAGCGUCAACGAGCCACGGCUGUCUACCUCAUCGAUCGCUUCGCCCUUCGUGCUGGCAACGAGAAAGGAGACGACGAGGCCGACACGGUCGGUUGCUGCUCGCUCAAGUUCGAGAACGUCACCCUCAGCCCACCAAACAAAGUCUUGUUCGACUUCCUCGGCAAGGACUCCAUCCGCUUCUGCGAUGAAGUCGAAGUCGACCCACAGGUCUUCAAGAAUCUCAAGAUCUUCAAGCGGUCCCCAAAGCGGGAGGGAGACGAGAUCUUCGAUCGUCUGACCACCUCUGGCCUCAACAAGCAUUUGUCGAACUACAUGCCAGGACUCACUGCCAAGGUGUUCCGUACCUACAACGCCUCCUACACCAUGUCACAACUCCUCAAGGGGAUGUUUGACGAUCACACACUCAGCAUUGCUGACAAGGUCAAGUCGUACAACGACGCCAACCGCAAGGUGGCCAUCCUGUGUAACCACAAGCGCACAGUCGCUGCCACGCACGCUCAGACGAUGGAGAAGAUGGAGGAGAAGAUCAACGGUCUGCGAUACCAGCAGUACCGCGUGAAGCAGAUGAUGCUCGCGCUCGAGCCGAAGCUCAAGAAGAAGAAGCCUGAAGGAUUCUUCGAUCUCCCCAAGGGAAUCGAUAAGGAGUGGCAGCAGAGGCAUCACGAUGCCUUGGUCGAGGAGCAACGCACGAAGAUUCAGAAGAAGUUCGACAAGGAAAACGAGAAGCUCGAGGCAGACGGCGAGAAGCCAAUGAAGGCGAAGGAGCUCGAAGAGCGCAUGGAGGUCGCCGAUGCGCUCGAGAAGAAGCUCAAGCAGGAGUUCAAGAAGGGCAAGGUCGAGCCAGAGGGCAAGGGUGCUUCUGUUGACAAGUACGAGAAGGACCUCGACAAGCUCGACACCCGCAUCGCCACGAUGAAGACCCAGAGCGAAGACCGCGAGAACAACAAGGAAGUCGCCCUCGGUACUUCCAAGAUUAACUACAUCGAUCCUCGCCUGACCGUCGUCUUCUCCAAGAAGUUCAACGUGCCGAUCGAGCGGUUCUUCUCCAAGACUCUCCGUGAGAAGUUUGACUGGGCUAUCAAGUCAGUCGACGAAGAAUGGGAGUUCUAG
Molecule: messenger RNA, 2685 nt
Organism: Zasmidium cellare ATCC 36951
Lineage: Eukaryota; Fungi; Ascomycota; Dothideomycetes; Mycosphaerellales; Mycosphaerellaceae
Exons: 3
Coding region: 1-2685 (894 amino acids)
Biological process (GO): chromosome segregation; DNA topological change; DNA replication
Cellular component (GO): nucleolus; chromosome
Molecular function (GO): DNA binding; DNA topoisomerase type I (single strand cut, ATP-independent) activity
Source: RefSeq, a predicted model, not a curated record